UGUCGUUUGUUGCUUUCUUCGAAAUAAAAUUUUAUACAAAUUACCCAAUCAUUAAAAUGAGGGAACAAGACGAUGAUGGCAAUAUACCAAUUCAUAAGCGGCCAGUUUUACCAGACCGGGUACUACAAAAAUGGGAAAAAUGGAUUCAAAUAAGAAAAGAUGAGGCAAUUUCGCUUGGGAAGAGACUGCAUAAACCACCUGCGGAUCUAACAAUGAAUUUACUUGACAAAGUUCGUCAUGAUAAAGAACGCAAAAUAGCAUUGGAACAUGCUCAGAUUGAAAGAAAAACUGGUGUAAGGGGAUCUUUAUGGGAACGACCCCAAAAGCUGAAGCAAAGAUGUCCUUGUGAGCCAACCUAUGAGCUUCAUAGAACAGCUGCUGAGAAAGGUCGUCCAAGGAUAUUGGAACAUGUUGGAGUUCCUGAUUACAUUCAGCAAACCGAAAUGGGAAUAAUCGGCGAGUCUGUCCGUAAUCCUUGCACUCAUUUAAACGCUGAGUAUGAAAUGUACAGAGAUUACCGUGAAGGACAGCUUACUGAGAAGUUGAAGAAAAUUGACCCUUUCAGGCCAGAUAUAGACAAUUUAAUAGUCAGGGGCAGAACUCCUUCACCACCACCCAAAAAAUACCCUGUACUUCCAGAAAUUGUUAUUAAAGAUGAUGAUGAUCUUCCUGGAGAACCACUUAAUGCAGUAUAUGCUUUAAAAAUCAAUAAUACAGUAUUCUACAGGCCAGUGCCUGGACACGGUCUUUUUCACGUUCCAAAGUUCCAAGAAGAUGAAAAUCAUGAGGAAUGCUCUACUUGGACCUAUUAUUUUAAUGUCCCUGCCAAAAGAGCUGGUAGGUGCAAGCUGACUAUGGAGAAUCUUGGAACCGUAACUAUAAGGUACUGUUGGAAAAAAAUCAAACGAAAUAUACCUUUCAUACCUGAAGAUACAUACGAACAAGUAUUCUUUUUUAAUAAAAAUGAAGACAUAAUAUCGCCUGGUCAGACUAAAGAAAUAGCUUUCACAUUUAUAGCUGACAAAGCUGGUAUUUACAGCGAAUUCUGGGAAAUAAGUUUGUGUAAUAUACAAUUUUUUAAUAAAAUGACCAUAAACUUGUACGCUGACGCGGUUGAAAACGUGAAGAUGAUAAAUAAAAAAGUUCGGGCUCUCAAAAAAGAGAUUAACAAGAAGGCGACGCUUAACAUGGCAAUUAGUUUUAUUGAGACAGCACUCGAUAACGUUUUCGAACCAUCGCCACAAUUUGAACCGUACCCGUAUAAGAAAUACUUUGUGGAAUCAGAACUCUUUGUUUUACGUAAUCCAAUGUGCUAUUAUCAUCAAACAGAAGUGGGCAAAAUGAAAGAACUGUACACAGAAAUGCUGCCAGAUAAAGAAUGGGACCUAUCGAUAUCUACUUGGAGAGAGGUGAUGAUGGCAAAAGAUUACGAAGAUAGAAUGAAAUAUUAUCAGUUGCUGCGUCUAUCUCACUCGGAAUGCUUGAAACCUUGGACUGAGGGCGAUGGUGUAGAGAAAGAAAAAUUCCGUACAAUACAAUGUUUGUUUGGACAAUUUCUUGAUUUGUUCGAUUGGGAAUUUACUCGUAUUACAAACUCUUUUGUUUUUAAGCCACCAGAAACCAGAUCAUCGUUGCGUAGGCCUAAAAGUAAAACUAUUGCUAUUGAUCCGAUUACUGCCCAAAUGUUACGAAAUGUUUUUUACUUGAGGAUGUACGAACAUUUCUCCUGUUUCAUAGAGUUGUGUGCUGGAGUACUGAGCAGCUUAGAUUUGAACAGAUGGAUCGAAUUUGAUUUCUGUCGUCAUCUUGAUUAGGUGUUAUUUGAC
Molecule: messenger RNA, 1826 nt
Organism: Spodoptera litura
Lineage: Eukaryota; Metazoa; Arthropoda; Insecta; Lepidoptera; Noctuidae
Product: MYCBP-associated protein
Source: RefSeq, a predicted model, not a curated record